AUCUGGGAGGAAAUUGGAAUCCCUGAGGACCAGCGAUUACAAAGGACACAUGUAGUAAAGAAUCAUAUUAAAGGCUUACUCGAGAUGAUGAUUACAGAAGAGGAGAACCUGAAGAAACGAUUGAAGAGUAGUAUAGAGACCUGUCACAAAGAGCUAAAUGCAGUUUGCAAGGAACUUCAAAUACCCCCAUUCGAGCAGGAAGAAGGACUUACAAUGCUGCAGAUAGAGAAGGAUGCUCGGACUCGACUGGAGGCCAUGAUAAAGCAGAAGAGCCAGAGAAUGCAAGACCUGAAAGCUUUGACCCUGCAGGACCAGGAUCUAUGUGACGUCCUAUGCACAGACCCAUAUUCCAUUGCCCCUGAUGUGGUCCCUUCGUUGGAUCAGCUGGAUAACUUCCGCCAUCGCAUUGCAAGCCUCACUGCAGAAAAGGAACGACGACGUGCUGAAUUUGUCAGCCUAAAAAAGCAUAUUAUAUUAUGCAUGGAGGACCUUGACCAACUGCCAGAAACAAGUUUUGAGAGGGAUGUGGUGUUAAAGGAUGGGAAGGCCUUUUGUUUAUCUCACGAAAACAUUACAUCCCUCAAACUGCUCCUCAGGCAGCUGGAGGAUCAGAAAGCUGAGAACGAGGUCCAGUGUACUGCCUACCGCAAAGAAGUCCAGAAGCUGUGGGAACGGCUGCAGGUUUCGCAGGAGCAGAGGGACGCAUUCUCAGAUCACAUGGUUAUGUCCAAGAAGAGGAACCUUGAAGCUUUAAAAGUAGAAGUGAAGCGUCUUGAGGAGCUAAAACUUCGAAACAUUCAAGAAGUUAUCGAAGUAAUUCGAGGAGAGGUGGCCUUGUACUGGGAGAAGUGUUUUUUCAGUGCUGAUCAGCGUCAAGCCUUCCUGCCAUACUAUGAUGAGAAUUUGACUGACGACUUGUUGCAUCUCCAUGAUGCUGAAAUCCUACGGCUCAAACAUCAUUAUGACGAACACAAAGAGCUUUUUGAAGGAGUUCAAAAGUGGGAAGGGAGUUGGAAGCUCUUCCUGGAGCUUGAGAAAAGAGCAACCGAUCCCUCUCGAUUCACUAACAGAGGGGGAAAUCUUCUGAAGGAGGCAAAACAAAGGGCUGACCUGCACAAAAGCUUGCCAAAGCUGGAGAAGAAGCUCAAGGCCCAGAUUGAGGUGUGGGAGCAGGAGCAGGGCUGUGAGUUCCUGGUCAAUGAGCAGAGGUUCCUGCAGUAUGUGGAGGGGCGGUGGGAGCUCCACCGAAUAGAAAAGGAGCGGGAAAAACAAGAGCGGCUUCUGAAGAAAAGUAAACAGAUUGAGGAAGACCUGCUCUAUGGCACUUCUGUACGAACACCAUCCAAGAAGAGACCCCCAGGAACUACCACACCGGGCAAAACGCAAAAGCAUGGUCUUGCUGUUCGGACCCCAGGGCGGAGUAAGCCUGCUCGCAUAGGCCUGCUGGAACGUAACAAGGAGAACAUGUCUCCCCUCAGCGGGACUGCUGUGAGCGGUGGGUGGGGGGCACAGGCUGGUCACCCACAAUGCAGCCUCAGCCCUAGCUCUGUUGCCAGCACCUAUUCUGAGUUUGCGAAGGAAACUGUCAGCGCAGCAUCAACUAUCCAGUCCAAGACUGUAUGAAAACUGAUCACUUAGUUUCCCAAAGGUACAGUUCUGUCCCCCC
Scleropages formosus (Asian bonytongue) is the source of this 1666-nucleotide messenger RNA. It is a transcript of the gene prc1b, whose product is annotated as protein regulator of cytokinesis 1b. The record is from RefSeq and is a predicted model, not a curated record. Gene Ontology annotation, cellular component: cytoplasm; spindle; mitotic spindle midzone. Gene Ontology annotation, molecular function: microtubule binding. The coding region runs from base 85 to 1623 and encodes 512 amino acids. The transcript is spliced from 12 exons. Gene Ontology annotation, biological process: microtubule cytoskeleton organization; mitotic spindle midzone assembly. Lineage: Eukaryota; Metazoa; Chordata; Actinopteri; Osteoglossiformes; Osteoglossidae.